ACAGAGCAAAGAUUUGUUUCAAUCCUUUUGUCCAAGUACUUGCUCUCAUAAGAAAACUGUGUUUUUUUUAGUAUAUAUAAAUUUUUCUUCUAAUUUUUCUUAGACACCUGAAAUAUAAUCAAUAGAACAUAUAUACAUUUAUAUAUUGCCUUAUCACCCUUUUGAUUUUUCUGAAGAAGGGGAAAAACAGAAAAGAAAAAAGAAUGGCAUUUACAGGAACUUUGGAUAAAUGCAAGGCUUGUGAUAGGACUGUUUAUGUGGUUGACAGCAUGUCUCUCGAAGGAGUGCCUUACCAUAAAGCAUGCUUCAAGUGCAGCCAUUGCAAAGGAACUCUUUCGAUGAGCAGCUACUCCUCCAUGGAUGGGGUUCUCUAUUGCAAGCCUCAUUUUGAGCAGCUUUUCAAGGAAUCUGGAAAUUUUAGCAAGAAUUUUCAGACAGCGAAGUCUUCUGACAGGCAACAUGAUCUGUCAAGGGCUCCUAGCAAGCUCUCAUCCAUGUUCUGUGGAACCCAAGACAAAUGUGCCACUUGCUCAAAAACUGUCUAUCCACUGGAGAAGGUAUCACUCGAGGGAGAGUGUUACCACAAGACAUGCUUUAGGUGUGCUCAUGGAGGGUGUCCCCUGACUCAUUCUUCCUAUGCUGCUCUUGAUGGCGUGCUCUACUGCAAGCACCACUUUCAGCAGCUCUUCAUGGAGAAAGGCAACUACAGCCACGUCCUCCAAGCGGCUGCUCACCGGAAAAAUGCCACUCCGCCGCCCGAAUCCACUGACGAGGCGUCGGAGCCCGCCGUUUCCGACGACUAGAGACUCAAAAAGUUAUAUUUAAUACCAUACAGAAAAUGGAAGUUUUUAUUGGGUGGCAUGACAUGGCAUACAUGCAUCCAUGCACGCACGCACUGUCUCUCCCAUAUAUCCUCUCCAAAUUCAUGUCUAACUUGUUCAGCAAAAUGAAUUUUUGAGCUUGUUAAGCUAGUUUUGAGAGAUUUUUUUUCCUUUCUAAUUAUGUUGUUUAAGGAAAUUAUAUGAAUUAAGAUAUAUUUAUUGAUAUUUUUUUCAUUAUUUUUGUUUGUUGUUGGUCAAGAAAUGUAUGAUUUUUUAUUUUUUAGACACGGAUUUCCUCUGAUUUUAUGAGAUUUUGUACUUUUCUUUCCAGUUUCCCAUGAGAUAGUCAUAUCACAGACUCCUCGUUGAAGGAAUCUCAACU
Messenger RNA from Humulus lupulus (European hop), 1203 nucleotides. RefSeq names its product LIM domain-containing protein PLIM2b. Gene Ontology annotation, molecular function: actin filament binding. Gene Ontology annotation, cellular component: plasma membrane; actin cytoskeleton. The record is from RefSeq and is a predicted model, not a curated record. The transcript has 5 exons. Bases 204 to 803 code for a protein of 199 amino acids. Gene Ontology annotation, biological process: actin filament bundle assembly. NCBI's taxonomy places the organism in Eukaryota, Viridiplantae, Streptophyta, Magnoliopsida, Rosales, Cannabaceae.